Neoarius graeffei (lesser salmon catfish) is the source of this 3108-nucleotide messenger RNA. It is a transcript of the gene dnajc3b, whose product is annotated as DnaJ (Hsp40) homolog, subfamily C, member 3b. The record is from RefSeq and is a predicted model, not a curated record. Gene Ontology annotation, molecular function: protein-folding chaperone binding; misfolded protein binding. Gene Ontology annotation, cellular component: endoplasmic reticulum. The transcript is spliced from 12 exons. Gene Ontology annotation, biological process: protein folding in endoplasmic reticulum. Lineage: Eukaryota; Metazoa; Chordata; Actinopteri; Siluriformes; Ariidae. The coding region runs from base 421 to 1914 and encodes 497 amino acids.
UCUGAUCCCGUCCAGCCAGUCAGCACACGUCCGGUUUGAGUUCGACACCCGAGAGCUCAGAGGAAGUUUCAAAAGCAUAAAGUUGACAGCUGUUCGUAACAGACAUUACAAUUGCCUCUGAACUAAACUAUCGCAUUGUGUGAAAUGGCACUCCAGCUUUAUAACGCGGAAUAGAAGCUGAUAACAGACAGAGGCUUGUCGGAACUUUAUUUCUGCGGUCUGACAAGGCAGUCGGAAGCAUUUAUCAGUCGGACACUUGAAACAUCAGGAAGUUGAUGUUUACCUGUAAAGAUGAUCCUUUAGCGAUAUCUUCAUUAAAAGUUGAUUUUACGUCUGGGAAAUAUAUAUAUAUUUUUUAGGCAUAGUUGUCGGAAAUUUUAUAUUUAAAGUUUAAUUAAGGCGGUGUGGCGAUUUAAAGAGAUGGAAUCGGGACGCCGGAGAGGUUUGAGUAGCCUCCUGUCCUCAGUAUCACUACUCUGUGUAGUCCUGGACCUGCAGCUGGACGGUGUAUUAGGUGCCACCCAUGUGGAAAUCGAGCAGCACCUGGAGAUGGGCCGUAAGCUUCUAGCGGCAGGGCAACUGGCAGAAGCGCUCUCCCAUUACCACUCGGCAGUUGAGGGUGAUUCAAAGAAUUACCUGACUUAUUACAAACGUGCGGCUGUGUUUCUGGCCAUGGGGAAGUCUAAAUCAGCCUUGCCAGAUCUGACCCGAGCCAUUCAGCUUAAACCAGAUUUCCUUGCUGCUCGGAUACAACGGGGGAAUAUUCUCCUGAAGCAGGGGAACACUCAGGAAGCCAGAGAUGAUUUCCAGGCAGUGUUGCAGCGCUCACCAGACACCGAGGAGGCACAUAGUCAGCUCCACAGAGUCGAGGAGCUGGAGCACCUCCAGGAGGAGGCACAUAAGGCCCAUCACCGUGGCGAUUACACCACCACCAUCCAGGUGCUUGAGCGGGUCAUAGAGCUCUCUCCUUGGGAUCCAGAAUCUCGGGAGCUAAGAGCAGAAUGCUACAUCCGCAUCGGGGAGCCGAGGAAAGCCAUAUUAGACCUGACGCCUGCGGCCCGGCUCAGAACAGAUAACCGAGCGGCUUUUCUCAAACUCAGCCGUCUACUGUAUGACCUGGGAGAACACCAUGAGUCACUAAGUGAAAUCCGGGAGUGUCUAAAGCUGGAUCAAGAUGAUAAGGAAUGUUUUGCCCAUUACAAACAAGUGAAGAAGCUUAGCAAACAGCUGGACUCUGCUGAGGAACUGAUCUCAGAACAGCGAUAUCAAGAAGCAAUAGAAAAGUAUGAAUCUGUAAUGAGGACAGAACCAAAUGUUCCAUUCUACACAAGCAAAGCGAAGGAAAGGAUCUGUUUCUGUCUAGUGAAGAAUAAGAAGGCAGGGGAGGCAUUAGACACGUGUUCAGAGGCCCACCAGAGAGACCCUCAAAAUAUUCACAUCCUCCGAGACAGAGCUGAGGCCUACAUUCUGCUACAGGACUAUGAGAAGGCCGUGGAGGAUUAUCAGGAGGCACGGGAGUUUGACCAGGAGAAUCAGGAGAUUCGUGAGGGUCUCGAACGCGCACAGAAACUCCUGAAGAUAUCACGUAAAAGGGACUACUACAAAAUCCUGGGAGUGAGCCGGACCGCUAGCAAACAGGAAAUCAUUAAAGCAUAUAGGAAAUUGGCACAGCAAUGGCAUCCAGACAACUUCCAGGAUGAAGAGGAAAAGAAAAAGGCUGAGGCGAUGUUCAUUGACAUUGCUUCAGCUAAGGAAGUUCUUACAGAUCCAGAGAUGCGUCAGAAAUUCGACUCGGGAGAGGACCCCUUGGACCCCGAGAACCAGCAGGGAGGCGGGGGAGGCGGCGGCUGGCCUUUUGGCUUCAACCCUUUUGAGUCGGGUGGAAAUUUCCACUUCAAGUUCCACUACAACUAAUAUGGCUAUGCCAUUGAAUAUGGUGGACAUGAUGUAUUAUGGACAAUGGACUUAUUUAAAAUCCCACAAAGGGAAGUUAAGAAGAAACUCCACAUAUUCAAGUGACUUCUGUUGGCUUUUUUCACACGGGUAGUUGUCAAUUCAGAUUUGAAUAUGCGGAGUGUUGGAUUUCUUAAGGAAUCAAAUGUUCUUAUGUGAUUUGGGACAAAUUGGUUGUUUGACUCCAUGCAGUCAAUGGCUGUGACGAAUGAAGUCUUAUUUGGUAUUUUUCAAAGCUAUACCAUUUCAGCUUGAUCAGCUGACUGGUAUCUGCUUUUCCAUUCAUGUCUCACCUCUCUCUCUCUCUCACACACAAAAGCCUUCAACCCUCUUGUUUUUCUCUAAUUGAAUAGUUCACAUUGGCUGCUUCUCAUUUCAGUUGUAAGAAGUCUAUAUCAGUGACACACAGGGUUUUUUUGUUUUGCUUUUUUAUAAAAAGGUUCAGUCCCAACACUCUGGACUUCAUUACACUAAAUCAGUAUUGCACUAUUGUGCAUUUGAUUGGUAUGGUCUAGUCUGCAGGGAUGGAAAUAUGAGCCUCAGCCCCCUUUUUUUUUUUUUCUUCUUCUUUUUCUUUGUAUGUACCCCCCCAUCCUCUUUGAAAGUUGACUCGCCAUUUUUUUUUCUUCCCUGGUUCUUUGAGUGACCCAGUUCUUUUGAACAUAUCAGAUGUCAGUCAGUACAUCAAACCACAUCAGUUAUUGGAGAACCUGCACGUCUAGUUCUGGCAAUCAAAGAGAUGAUCAUGGCUUUACAGAAGUGCCAACAAAAACCAAAUUAAAAAGGUUUUAAUCAUGGUAUUAGCAUACACAAAACACUCCAACCACUGGUAAACUGACCCACUCUGUGUCAAACAAGGUCUUUAUUUAUUUUACCUGCUUGUUCAUUUUUCACCUUCACCCCAAUCUAUCUAAUCUGACACUAAUGGUCAGACCUAAUUUUAUUUUGUCAGCAAUGAUUGAUCUCCAUGUGUCUACUCUUCUCCCAUCAAUGCUUAUAGAAACUUGUGGUGUCCGCUUGAAUGGUUUUGGGAUAUUAUUCCCCCCCCCCCCAAAAAAAAACAGUGGUAACUAUGUCUUCUGCUUUCUUUGAAGGAAUUUAUUUGAAGCCACUUUUAGGAUGGGUUAUUUAAAAAUAAGAGAGUGUUCUGAUUAA